AGAAAAAAAUGAUCGAAGAAGGAAACUUAUUCCAGAAGUGAUCGUACUUGGUUUCCUCAGGAGACAGCGUCAGUCGAUACAAGGUUUUUCUUCACUGUGUUUGAAAACGAUGCACUUCCUGUUCCCUCCCUUGACCUUAUCACUGAGCACGUUUUACCAGGACAAGAAGACAAACUGAAAGGGAGGAUUGACCAGACAGUUUAAUUAGACCAUUGUCAUGUUCACUGCAAACAAGCGAGUGAGAGAAAUUGACAUAUUGACGACCGACAGGUUCUUACAUUAAGGCUAAAUGUUAGUGUGGUCCAAGAUUGAGACGAAGGUUAGCUCUUGUUUAGUUCGUAAUUAUUGUAACAUUCCUUAUAUUAUGGUUGUAGUAUCUACUAAAUAAUACAAGGUCAUUUAAAAAACACAACGCAAGAAACGAUUUCAUUCACGUGCAGAAAUAAUGGAUUUCAGACUGAUAUAUUUGUGUGUGUUACUCUUAUCUCAUUCUUGCUUUUGUCUCUAAUAACAGCAUGUAAAUGUACUGAGUGAAACACAAAUGCAUUGUGCCAGGCUUUGACAAAGGCAUUUGUCAACAUGCUCUAAGGGUUGACUGUUGUUGAAUGGGAAAGUACGGUACUUUCAGGACAGGGCAUUUAGUUAAGCAGCAGCAGAGGUUUAUGAUAAAUAUGUGCUGUGGACAGAGUACAGAUCAGAAAAUAUGAAGUAGAUGUAUACAUGUUGGAUGGAGAAUGCAUUUUAAUGAUGAUAUGAUCUAUGUUAUAAAUGUUAGAUGUCAACUCCAGGGUAGGUCAUCAAUGUUCUUAGGCUGCCUUCUGAACGGAAUCUCUAAAAGGCUGUAAAAACCACCCUUUAAAUGCACAAACAAAGACAACAUUAACCAAGUCACAGACCCGCAGUGUAGUCUCUGUGACUUGUAAUCUUUUCUGUCUGAUUUUGUUUGAAUCUGAUAUGCAGUUUUACAUUCUGAAUAGGAUGUGUUUAAGACGACAAGUGUGGAAGCAGGUGGUUGACCAACUGUUAUUUUGAGUUGCUAGAAUACUUUUUGACUGUUGUCUCAUGUGACUGCUAAUAAAACGAAUGCAUAAACACGCACUAUUAUGCAUGAGAACAUCUGUUCGUGGUGAACAACACUUCCUUCAUCUGCCUAGUUUGUUGACUGAAAGAGUUAAAAGAAGGCUGGUGAAAUGUGACAUAUGGCGUAUAUAAGUAUUCAAAUUUAGUCAAGAAGGAAAUAAUUGCCAAAAAAUCAUGUUUUUUUUAAAAAAAAAGGAAAGUAGUAAUAUAGUUUAUAAAUUGUGAUGAAGUAUUUUUAUGGUCAAAUAUUAACAAAGACGCACUUGGAGUGAUUGUGUAGGGUUGUAAUAUUUGUGGUCACAAAGACCUCGUUCAUAACCUUAAAGAUUGUAAACCGCGAACUUUGAUCCGUCCUUUAGAUACACAACACAGACUUACGUGGGACUCGAGCCUAGUUCACGUGGAAAAUAAAUGCGUUUUUGUAAUUAACAACUUCUGUGUUUCGUAAGGAAAUAAAUGCACAAUAAUCUGUCUAUAAAGUUAUCCUAUCUGUGCACCAGCUAAACCACGGAAACCUUAUAAAAUAUAUUUUAACACAAUUAUGUAAAAUAUAUGUAUAUUUAACCAAAUUACAUACACUUUGCAUUCCUGUAGGCUAAAAUAAUUAAUCAUAUCAGUCAUAUAUCUGAGAGACGCCCUUUCCCUGUAUCGUCACUGUUCACCCCGAACCAGUUGGUGGCGAUGAUGCACCAUGAGGGGAAGUGUGAUAACAGAGCAGAGGCUGGAUGAGCUCCGCAAUGUUUCUAACUUCACUGUGACAGUGAGGCCAACACGGCUGCGUGGUUGCAUAACAAUAACACCACAGGCAUUUGUGAAAAAAAGAAGAGGCAAUAAAAAGCCGUGACAUGUUGGUGGGACUGCAGUCGCUUGUCUGUGCAGGUUCUCAGUCAUCUUAUCAAAAAAUAGUUACAUCGAGGGGAACUGGAUGGAGUAGCACAGAUGCUAGGGAAAAGUGCCAGGCCCAACUUAAACCUCUCUCAGGUUUCUGAGAUGAUGGAGAAGCUCUUUAAACUCACACCAACAAAACUACACACUCUUCCCAGCUACGAUGACCAAAACUUUUAUGUAGCCACAUCUGAGGGUAAGGAGUACGUCCUUAAGAUCCUGAACUCGGAGGACAGUCAGAAUCCGACCAUGUUUGAGGUGCAGACCUAUGCAAUGUCCUUUCUUCACCAGAAGGGGCUCCCUGCACAAACGGCUCUGCCCAACAUUUCAGGAGAGCUCAUGAGUCUGGAAGAAAUUGAUUGUGGCCAAGGCUGCCAAAAGUUCUUGGUGCGACUUUUGACAUAUUUGCCUGGCACAACAGUUUCCAAGGACCAUUUAACAGCAAAAUUAUUGUAUGAUGCUGGCAAAAUGGCAGCUACAAUGGACAUGAUGCUAAAGGAGAUGGAACAUCCAGAUCUCCCUGUGCUGGAGAGGAAAGGUUUUAGGUGGAGUCUGUCCUGUGUUCCAAUGAUGGAAUCAUAUUUGCAUAUUUUAGAUGGAGAUCCUCUCCAGGAUAUUGUUAGGUCUGUCAUUCAGCAGUACAAGACCUUGGUGGCUCCAAAAUACUCUGAAUUUUCCAAGGGCGUUAUCCACGGUGAUUUCAAUAACCUGAACAUGUUGGUGCGAUCAGACGAAGGCGGUGAAUUCAAGGUCAUUGGCAUCCUUGACUUUGGGGACAUGCACAGUGACGUCCAUGUGCACGAGUUGGCUAUCACGAUCAUGUACCUAAUGACAGAGCACCCUGAUCCCAUUGAGGUUGGUGGGCCUGUUCUGGCAGGUUGGGAGAGCCUGUUUCCCCUUAAUGAAUCAGAGAGAGAAUGUCUGUUUACGCUGGUGCUGUGCCGAUUCUGUCAGUCGCUGCUUUAUGCUCGUUACUUUGUUAUAUUGAAUCCAGAAAAUGAAGAGUAUUUGAUGAUUUCAUCCAAGAGGGGGUUGGGGAUUCUCAAACAGCUAAUGGAGCUCGGUAAGGAGAAGGUGGAGAAGGUGUGGUUUGAAAGUGCAGCUGAGUUUAGAGAUGGCGAGGAGUGAGGUUUUUUUUUUUUUUUAGACCAAAUGAAUAAUAUCAGAGAUUAAUUUAAUGGCAUUAACUGGAAUCUGUGAAAGUAUGUACACCUAACUGACACCAAAAACUUUAAUUUAAAAAAAAAACUAUCUUCAAAAACAAAAGGGAAAAAUAUUCAGGCAUUAAUGACAUUAAUGAAUCGUAAUCUGGCAACCACACCGAUUUUUGUCCUGUGAUUAUCUGCAAAUAACCUUUAGCAGUAUUUUAUUAUCGUCAUUGCUACUUUUCAGGUUUCCAUAUGUUAUUUUUAAGUCCAUUUCUUUUAAAUUAAGUUCUUAUACAUGCACACACGCUCCCACGCACACCUGCUGACACACCUACGGUGACACACAAAACACUAUUUGUUCCACCUGCAGGCGUACAACCUAAAGGGAAGUCGUGCAGUUUAACACAAUUGUUAGUUUUAGUUUUAUUUGUUUCUCAGAAAAAAACUACUGCGUGAUUAUCCAGUAAAUGGCUUUGGGGUAUUUAAAUGUAAUUUUAAGAAGUAACACAAGUUGUGUCAAGUCAGACAUUGUGAAACUCUAGACUCUGACUGUACUGCAACUUGGUUCAAUUUCAAGUUAUAGCAAAAAAACAAAAAAAACAAACCUGCUUUUUGCAAAUAAUGAGUUAUUUCUUGGUUUAGCACUUUUGAUUUUUCUAUUGGUGUACAGCUAUUGGUGUACAGUAUUAGAAUGAAAUCCCUUUGGUGAAUCUGCUGUUAAUAAAUGUGUCUCUGAGUGAACUUUG
Molecule: messenger RNA, 3859 nt
Organism: Cynoglossus semilaevis (tongue sole)
Lineage: Eukaryota; Metazoa; Chordata; Actinopteri; Pleuronectiformes; Cynoglossidae
Gene: hykk.2
Product: hydroxylysine kinase, tandem duplicate 2
Exons: 5
Coding region: 2020-3093 (357 amino acids)
Molecular function (GO): amino acid kinase activity
Source: RefSeq, a predicted model, not a curated record